AUGCGCGUAACGCUGAACGAUGGCAGGCAGAUGACCGGCCAGAUGCUAGCAUUUGAUAAGCACAUGAAUCUUGUCCUCGCCGACACCGAAGAAUUUCGCAAAGUGAAGCGUAAGCAGAAUAAAUCCUCCGCACCCGCAGCACCUGGAUCCGCCGCAGCAGCCACAGUUGAGACAGAAGAGAAGAGAACAUUGGGACUGGUUAUUCUGCGAGGAACGAAUAUUGUAUCGAGCAGUGUUGAAGGACCACCCCCAUCAGAUCCCUCAUCACGAUUGGGUCAAUCUGCACCGGGAGGUGCACCAACCGCUCUGCAGGCCGGCACAGGAAUCUCGAGACCAGCAGGUCGUGGCUUACCAGUUGGUUUGGGCGGCCCAGUAGCUGGUGUGGGUGGACCACCACCUCCAGGAGGGUUUGGUUUCCCACCAGGAGGCGGUUUCCCAGGAGGGGCUCCGCCGCCAGGAUUUCCAGGACGUGGUGCCGGCGGCCCGCCAGCUGGAGGACCCCCACCAGGCUUUGGUGGUCCGCCGCCUGGUUUCGGAGGCCCCCCUGGAGGACCACCCCCUGGGUUCCAGCCUCCUCCUGGGUUCCAAGGCGGACCGCCCGGGCAGGGAAGGGGAUAUGGACCACCUGGCUUUGGACGGUGA
Exophiala aquamarina CBS 119918 is the source of this 642-nucleotide messenger RNA. RefSeq names its product small nuclear ribonucleoprotein B and B'. The record is from RefSeq and is a predicted model, not a curated record. Gene Ontology annotation, cellular component: U2 snRNP; U4 snRNP; U1 snRNP. NCBI's taxonomy places the organism in Eukaryota, Fungi, Ascomycota, Eurotiomycetes, Chaetothyriales, Herpotrichiellaceae. Gene Ontology annotation, biological process: mRNA splicing, via spliceosome. Bases 1 to 642 code for a protein of 213 amino acids. Gene Ontology annotation, molecular function: RNA binding. The transcript is spliced from 2 exons.